Hemisphaericaspora subhashii is the source of this 1230-nucleotide messenger RNA. RefSeq names its product glycosylphosphatidylinositol-alpha 1,4 mannosyltransferase I. Gene Ontology annotation, molecular function: alpha-1,4-mannosyltransferase activity; GPI mannosyltransferase activity. NCBI's taxonomy places the organism in Eukaryota, Fungi, Ascomycota, Pichiomycetes, Serinales, Debaryomycetaceae. Bases 1 to 1230 code for a protein of 409 amino acids. Gene Ontology annotation, biological process: GPI anchor biosynthetic process. Gene Ontology annotation, cellular component: membrane; glycosylphosphatidylinositol-mannosyltransferase I complex. The transcript has a single exon. The record is from RefSeq and is a predicted model, not a curated record.
AUGAUUCAAAUACAAACGAAGUAUAUAAUCAUACUAUCAAUUCUUCUAAGAAUUGGGUUUUUCUUAUUUGGAUUAUAUCAAGAUAAAUAUAUGUCAGUUCCUUAUACUGAUAUUGAUUAUCUUGUAUUCACCGAUGCAGCUAGAUUCGUUGAUAAUGGACUAUCCCCAUACUUAAGAGAAACAUAUAGAUAUACUCCAUUAUUGUCAUGGAUGUUAAUACCUACCAAUUGGGAACCAAAGGAAGUUUGGUAUCAUUUUGGAAAAGUUAUAUUUAUGAUUAGUGAUAUUAUUACUGGAUUGAUAAUUAUGAAAUUAUUGAAAUGGUCUGAGAGAAGGAGUAGUAGUAACAAUAAUAAUAAAGUGAUGACAUUGUCUUGUAUUUGGUUGUUGAAUCCUAUGGUUAUUACUAUAAGUACAAGAGGCUCAUCUGAAAGUGUACUUACUGUAAUGAUUAUGUUAUCAUUAUAUUUCUUGUUGAUCACGGAGAAUUUGGUUAUUUCAAGUAUUUGGUUAGGAUUGUCUAUUCAUUUUAAGAUAUAUCCAAUUAUAUAUCUACCAAGCAUAUUGUAUUACUUAUCCAGUAAAGGGAAACCAAUUGUUAACUUACCAUUAUUGAAUUUAUUAAAUGUUAAGAAUAUCAAAUAUUUGACUAUUACACUUUUAGCAAUAGCAGGAUUGAAUUAUAUUAUGUAUUGGAAAUAUGGAUAUGAAUUCUUAGAACAUUCAUAUUUAUACCACUUAACCAGAAUAGACCAUAGACAUAAUUUUUCAGUUUACAACAUUGCAUUAUACUACAAGUCUGCUAUCACUAGUACUACCACCACCAACAACUUUCAAGAUAUUGAAAAAUUUGCAUUCAUUCCACAAUUAUUAAUCUCAGCAAUAAUAUUACCAUUAACAUUUGCAAAACAAGAUUUAAUCUCAAGCUUAUUCUUACAAACAUUUGCAUUUGUGACAUUUAAUAAAGUAAUGACUUCCCAAUAUUUCAUAUGGUUCUUAAUAUUCUUACCUCAUUUCUUAUCAAAAUCAUCAUUAAUUACUUCAAAGAAAUUACUAGGAAUCAUAGCAUUAUUGGUUUGGAUUGGUUCACAAGCGAGUUGGUUAUAUUUCGCAUAUCAAUUGGAAUUCUUGGGCAUUAAUACUUUUGAUCAUGGAUUGUUAUACACUUCAAUUAUAUUCUUCUUAUCCAAUUGCUGGUGUCUAUCAGUAUUCAUCCUUAGUCUUAUAUAG